Heterostelium album PN500 is the source of this 1683-nucleotide messenger RNA. RefSeq lists its product as uncharacterized. The record is from RefSeq and is a predicted model, not a curated record. The coding region runs from base 1 to 1683 and encodes 560 amino acids. The transcript is spliced from 2 exons. Lineage: Eukaryota; Evosea; Eumycetozoa; Acytosteliales; Acytosteliaceae.
AUGAACAAGAAUAAUGACUAUCAUAACUCUCAUAGAUUAGUUAAUUUAUCACACUUGCUCUUAUCAAAGAUUAUUAAUUAUUUAGAUGACAAUGUAGAUAGAAUCUGUUUCACUUUGGUGUGCAAAAGAUGGUUCAAUGAAAAACAUGGUUACAUAUCUUUUAGAAAUGAUCAUAUUCAUAGAAUAAUCAGUGAUAAAGAUAAGAAUAAAAUAUUUUUAAACUCAUUUAAAUCAAUUUACAUCGAUUCAAUCAACAGAAAGAAUGAUCUCGAACUUGUAGUUGGUAAUGAUCAAUCACCUCAUAAUUAUCAUAUGACCUCAGAAAAACUUUUAGAAAUGAACGAGAUUCCUUCAAAUGUUUGUUCAAUUUCAUUUUCAUUUCGCUCUGAUUAUCCCUAUUUGGAAGAACUAUAUCGAUUGAUAUCUCAAUCCAAUGUUACUAUUCUAUCAGGGUGUCAAACAUUAAGAUAUAGAUUCCCAGAGAAUCUUAUAUCUCUGUCACUCAAAGGCGAGUUUGAUGAACUAUUACCAGGAUAUCUUCCACCACAUUUGAAAUGUCUGAACCUUCAGAAAACAAUAAUCAACAAACCAAUCAAAGUGGGUGUACUUCCAAACACAUUGGAGAAACUUUCUUUUCCUCAUUCAUAUCAACAUCCACUUGAACCAGGUGUAUUGCCAUUAUCUUUAAAAUCACUGGAAUAUUUUGGCAAUCGAAUUCUAGAAGUUGGAUCAUUACCACCAAAUCUCGAAGAAUUCGAAUACUAUGGUAGCAAUGAUCAUCAAAUCCUUGAUGGUACUUUACCAUUGACACUUCGCAAAUUGACAGGAUCGUUAUCAUGGAUUCCACAAAUCAAGUUGCUUUCCAAUCUUCAAUCUUUAAAAUUUUGUAGUGGAAUGUUUGACAAUCAAAUACUUUAUUUACAUUAUCUUCCAUCUUCUCUCACCGAUUUGGUGGUAACAUUAGGAGUAUUAAGAUCAACGAUGCCACCAACAAUCAAACGACUCGACAUUGUCAAUGCAUUGUAUGAUAUCGAUGAGAUAUUCAAGGAUCGAUCACAAUAUCAAUUCGAUUAUCUGCGAAUCAAUGCAUACAAAAGAUAUGAAUUACUCGAUCAUUUGAAAAUCAAAGAAUUGGAACUUGAUGUGAGAUAUGGACUGUCGAAUGGAACAGAUUCAUACAGAGAAGUUCCCAAUGGUAUUGAAACACUUCGAUUUGGAUGUGGAGCAAUUAAAAUCAUCCAUGAAGUUCCGGCAUCAGUUCAAACAUUACAUUUGGAUUCAAUUGAAUGUCUACCAAUCGAUCACAGUGUUAUCCUGCCAAAUACAAUACAAGAGUUGGCUAUUUACGAAGAUGAAAUCGAUGAAUACAAUGAAGAUGGUGAAGAGAUAGAUGUUGUUCUGGAAAAGCAAUUAAACAGUGAUAUUCUUCCUUCAUCACUUCAAAAGUUGACUUUAUAUGCACUGAGACUUCCCCAACCUCGAAUACCCAACAAUGUUGUAUUCGAUCUACAAUCGGGAGGUUAUGGCGGUACUGCUUGGCUACGAAGACUUGACGAACAUCACUAUCUCUUCUUCAGUGAAGAACCAAACUUUGUAUCAGCGAUCGUUCAUGAAUCUCAGAUUCCUAAACUCUUUGCUUUUUACGAAUCAAAUCUCUUGGAUUACACUCCUCGUUGGAGUUAA